AUGUCGUUUUCCAAAAUUAUGGGAGUGAAUCACUCCUUUUUCGUGCAAUUUUGGAAUUUGUUCACGAAGAAUUUGACAAGUGGAGUGAUUUGACGUUUGCUUUGCAUGUGUUUGUAAUACGAAAUAAUGAAUAAAAUAAUAACACAAUCUUUUAAAUUCACUUUUAGUGAUUUUUUACAAUACUUUAUUGAAUUUUUUUGUAAAUAAAUAUAAUUUCCUUCACAAAAAAAAGUUAAAACAACCACCCAACAAUUUGACAAGCAGUCCAUGAAGUCAAAUGUAGAAGUAUUGGUAAUCACUCCGUCACUCCUUCAAAAUUUUGGGAGUGAAGAAUUCACUCCAAAAAUUCACUCCUUUUUCAAUUUUGGAAUUUGAAAUCACUCCUUUUGGAGUGAUUAUAUAGCUAGGAGUGUCACUCCUUGAAUUUUGGAAAACGACAUUAAUUAAAAAAUUGCAAAACCAUGUCCCUUCUAGUUCUUGGAGAAGCUUCCGAAUCUGAAGAAGAAACUAUUGUUGACAGACCAAUUGUUUAUGCCAAAGCUGUUGCAGGUGAAGCAGCAGAAUCUGAUGAAGAUGUCUAUGAUAAAAACGAUAACCAUCAAUCUAUAGAAGCCAACAACCGGACAAUCAAUAAUAAUGAAUUCUUUCACAAGAAACUUGUUGAAUCCAAUAUAGCUCUUUGGAAAAACCUAAAUAAUCUCAUACGUAACGUUGUACUAUCUGCCUCCAAACAGUUACUAAGUGCUGAUCAAAUUCUCAUGAAAUCACAGGUUUCAAUGCAAUCAGCACUUUCUUCAGUCAAAGGCAUUCAAACAAAUGUUAAACAAUUAAAAGACAAGACCGAAGACAUUCUAACGGCGAACUUUAUUCCCCAAAUAAAUAUUUAAAUACAAACCAACAAAUUUUGUUUUUUCUUUUU
Molecule: messenger RNA, 919 nt
Organism: Episyrphus balteatus (marmalade hoverfly)
Lineage: Eukaryota; Metazoa; Arthropoda; Insecta; Diptera; Syrphidae
Gene: Blos3
Product: biogenesis of lysosome-related organelles complex 1 subunit 3
Exons: 4
Coding region: 462-887 (141 amino acids)
Cellular component (GO): BLOC-1 complex
Source: RefSeq, a predicted model, not a curated record